Saccharomyces eubayanus is the source of this 630-nucleotide messenger RNA. RefSeq lists its product as uncharacterized. The annotation marks the transcript as partial. Gene Ontology annotation, molecular function: carbohydrate:proton symporter activity. Gene Ontology annotation, cellular component: plasma membrane. NCBI's taxonomy places the organism in Eukaryota, Fungi, Ascomycota, Saccharomycetes, Saccharomycetales, Saccharomycetaceae. Gene Ontology annotation, biological process: transmembrane transport; carbohydrate transport. The record is from RefSeq and is a predicted model, not a curated record. The transcript has a single exon.
AUGUCUAGCACACAAUCAUCUGUUGAAAGCAGUUCCGAUGUUCGGAAUAUUCCCGCUGUUGACGUUCAUGUCGCAACACCUGUAGAAAAAGAAUGGUCUGAUGACUUUGAUAAUGAUGAAGUCCUUCACGGAGGGCAAUUAGAACCACCAAAGAGAGGAUUUUUGGGAUACCUGACUAUCUAUUUACUUUGUAUUCCUAUCUCUUUUGGGGGGUUUUUACCUGGCUGGGAUAGUGGUAUUACUGCCGGUUUCAUUAACAUGGACAAUUUUAAAAUGAACUUCGGAUCUUACAAGCACAGUACCGGAGAGUACUAUUUGAGUAACGUGCGUAUGGGUCUUUUGGUUGCAAUGUUCAGUGUAGGGUGCGCUAUAGGUGGCCUUAUGUUUGCGCGUCUGGCUGAUACUUUAGGCAGAAGACUAGCAAUUGUGAUAGUGGUGUUGGUGUAUAUUGUAGGUGCAAUCAUCCAAAUCAGUUCAAGCCACAAAUGGUACCAGUAUUUUGUCGGUAAAAUCAUAUACGGUUUAGGCGCUGGUGGCUGCUCUGUGUUGUGUCCAAUGCUUCUGUCUGAAAUAGCUCCCAAGGAUCUGAGAGGUGGACUUAUUUCAUUAUACCAAUUGAACAUGACCUUU